AUGUCUUCAACUACACCAUACUCACUUCAGGACUUUGGCUAUCCGUUGAUGCUCGAAGAUUACGUCCCGGUUCCUCCUCUACCAACUACUGUCGCAGGUCUUUGUGGUACGUGUCAUGCACCUGACGCGAGGAAAAAAUGCAGCAAAUGCAAGAACAUCCGCUACUGCUCGCCAGCCUGUCAGAAACGCGAUUGGGAGUUCAGCCAUAAGCUCGUCUGCAAGCCCUACGCCAAAGCUAUCAAACAACCCAUCGGGGAUAACGUGAGGCGCGUGUUGCACUUCCCCUUCAAUUCGACCAAACCUGUCUUCUCCGUUCUCGCGUUCGAUGAGGAAGAUACGGUAAGCGGUCUCGAACAUCACUUCCCAGGCGUGCCGGCCCAGGAGAUCAAGAAACUAUCAUUCCACAACCGCUACUUUCCGUACUUCAUCCAGAUCAACUACAACAUGAAUGCCAGGGGAGAACAUGCACUCACUGAGAACAAGAGCCUUGGACUACCGUUUCGCGGCCCAGUCGUCGUGUUGGCGUAUGAUCUGGAGAUUGCGCUGAGUGGUCCCGCGUUGAACGCCGAUACCACAAUCAUGCGACCAUUGAUGGAGUACAUUCAGCUGUUGCGCGAGUAUGAUGGACCGAAGUUUGUUGAGCAGCCGCAGCAGAGGUAUACAGAGGCAGAGUUGAACAUUCUCAUGGGCUCGGCUUCUAUAUCUGGUGAAGCAAGGAGAUUGAUUAGGGCGUAGUUAUUGUUGAUCAAAAUGAGCAAGUGAGAACGGAUAAGGUAAAAAGCGCUU
This is a messenger RNA of Alternaria rosae, 786 nucleotides long. RefSeq lists its product as uncharacterized. The record is from RefSeq and is a predicted model, not a curated record. Bases 1 to 735 code for a protein of 244 amino acids. NCBI's taxonomy places the organism in Eukaryota, Fungi, Ascomycota, Dothideomycetes, Pleosporales, Pleosporaceae. The transcript has 2 exons.